Clunio marinus is the source of this 593-nucleotide messenger RNA. Lineage: Eukaryota; Metazoa; Arthropoda; Insecta; Diptera; Chironomidae. The record is from the annotation of a GenBank genome assembly.
GUGAGUAACCUCACUGUAGGAUGAUUCCGUCGAACCAAAUUUCAAAAUAGAAAUAUUUUUAUAAAAACUCUGUGUUCUCCUCACUUAUAUCUAAUAUAAGCCUGAUAUUGAUUAAAAAAUGGAUACACAAACAGCCCAAAUCCAAAAGAAACUUCAAGUUGAGUUAGACAGUUUCAAAGCAACGCAAAAAGAAUACUCAAAAAUGGUUCAACAAAGACAGCUUCUUGAUGGACAACUGAAUGAAAAUAAGAGUGUGCUUGAAGAACUCAAUAAAUUAACAGAAGAUAAAAACACUGUUUAUAAAUUAAUUGGACCAAUCCUUGUGAAACAAAGCCUCCAAGAUAGUCAACAGAACAUCAGUAAAAGAAUUGAUUUCAUUGGAAAGGAGCUUCAAAAAUGCAACGACCGGCUAAAUGGCAUGGAAAAGGAACAAGACAAGCAUCGUGAAAAUCUUGGAAAACUUCAACAACAACUUAAUGUUCUUCAAGCUAUGAAAGCUUAAUCAUUCGAUUUAAAAAACACUUCUCUUCAUGAUUCAUUGGUCAUCUCCUUUUAAUUUCAAUAAAAACAAAGAAUUCUAUGUGAGAAAUCUA